Messenger RNA from Doryrhamphus excisus (bluestripe pipefish), 2066 nucleotides. RefSeq names its product elongin A, like (gene eloal). Lineage: Eukaryota; Metazoa; Chordata; Actinopteri; Syngnathiformes; Syngnathidae. Gene Ontology annotation, biological process: transcription elongation by RNA polymerase II. Gene Ontology annotation, cellular component: nucleus; elongin complex. The record is from RefSeq and is a predicted model, not a curated record.
AAACACGCCAACUAUUGUAUAUUCCAUAUUCCACCUUAGAGGAAGCUUAAGUGUUCGUUAUGACUUCCCCUGCUUAUAAUUAGUGUCAUUAUCAAUCAGGUGUGUGGAUGAUCGCACUUGCAGCACAGUGAUGGCCAGCAGCUCGGAGUUGGUGAAGAGAAUUUUACGCUACAAAUGUCAACUAGCAGGCACACCACAGUCUGCCACGGUACUAAAAAUCUUGCAGAAACUCAACAACCUGGAUGUCACCGUCGAUGUUCUCGCUGAAACUGGCAUUGGCAAAACGGUCAACUCCUUGCGCAAGCACAAGGAAGCUGGAGAACUAGCCAAGGGGCUGGUCAAAGGUUGGAAACGAUUACUUCCUAAGAAGUCAAGUCAUCCAGACAAUGGAAAAGCAUCGGACAGUUUGUUCAUCAAAGAGCAAGUCAUCAAUGACAUGAAUUGUCCAAAUAGAGUGGAGGAUGUAAAUAAUAAUUGCUUAAAAUCAAAAGGCAAGAGUGUGGACACUUCAACUGAACCUGUCAAUGAAAAACAUCAUACAGAGAAAACGCAUGGAAAUCAUGAACAAAAAAAAACAGAGCAGAAUGAAACCAGUGAUGAUGACACAACAAAUAAGUUGGGGGUUUUGAGUUUAAAAAACAUUCUUGAGGAAAAGCGUGAUGCUGGUUUGAAGCAGAAGAAGAAUGGAAACUGUAAAUCCAAGUCGAAGGAACAACGUCAAGAAAAAAGUGGAAGCUGUCAUUUGGAAAGGAAGUCAAAAAAGAAAUCCAAAGAACCCCCACAGCUCUGUGAUGGCACUUCUCCUGACAAGCCUUUGCACUCGGACGAUGUACGAGAAGACAGAUCUUCAGGCAGCUCAGACACCAGUAAUAGAAAAAAGAAACGUGAAAAAGACGAGGAGCUGUCCAAACCCACAAAGAAAAGGGUCAAAAUACAAGCACAGCCGGACAAUGAAAGUGAUAUAGAAGAACCUUCCAUGUCUUUUGAAUCCUACUUGAACUAUGACGAGAAUGUUUCCAAGAAAAAGGAACGAUCCAGAAGCAAGAAAGCAUCCAAAAAGAGCAAGGAACAACCAAAACAAACUGUUGUAAAGCCCACAUUGAUGCCUGCUUCUCCAAAAAAGAAGUUUAUGGAUUCUCCAAAGGACCAGCUGAGCAUUCCUUUACCGGCCUUUCUUCCUGAAGUAUCCACGUUUGACUAUUUCGACAGGAAAGUGGAGAAAGAGCCUGAGUUUGUAGACCAGCCUGAGGAAUGUACAGUAUUCACUGGUCAGCGUCUAAACAGGAAGAUGCAGGUCUACUCUGGAACCAAGACCAUCUUCCUGCCGGCCAUGAUGAGCUUGUACCAGCAGUGUAUACGCAUGUUGCAGAACAAUAUUAACUUGCUUUAUGAAACGGGCAGUGUCCCAUUUGAAAUCCUUGAGCCGGUGUUGGAGCGGUGUACGCCGGAGCAGCUGCUACGCAUUGAGGAAUGCAACCCGGUGUACAUCGGAGAGACGGACAACCUGUGGGGAAAGCACUGCCACAGGGACUUCAAGGAUGCCAAACUUCAGCAGUAUGAGUCAUGGAAAGAGAUGUACAUCAGACUGUCUGAAGAAAGGGAGAGAAAAUUCCAGAGGCUAGCCAAAAAAAUAGUCUCGGAUCAUUCCAAGAAACCAAAAGGCCGGCAAGUGAAGAUGGCUUUUAUUCACACUGUUGCCAAGCCACCCAGACAUGUGCGUAUCCAACAAGAAAUCCAUGGAACUGCGGUUCAGCAGCCUCAACAGUCCAAGUGCAGCGUCAAAUCUCGAGAGAGCAAAGCAAAGCCGGGCAAUGACCCUGCACAGACCACUAGCAGUAGCAACAGCAACAGCAGCAGCGCCGCCGCCGCCACCACCACUUCAGGGCCAGGCAACACACAAGACCCUCGCAAGAAAACAAGGGUCGCUCCAAUAAUGGCAAAGUCCUUGAAGGCGUUCAAGAAGCAGUUAGGACGAAGAUGAAUGAUUAUUCUUUGUAUUGAUAAAACUAAUUGCUAUGUUGCUCUUGAAAUGGGGAGUUUCUUCCUGAUAUAAAAUAAAAUGCAUU